UCGCUGCGAUUCGAUUGAUUUGAAUCUUUUUUUUUAAUCGGUGUUUUGAGGCUGACCUUCCUACUUAAAAGCCGAAUCUGCAAAACAGAAGACCGACAUUACACAUGAACAGUUAUCAUAGCUCAUAUUAAUAGCGCUUAUGUAUAUAUAUAAAUUAGAAUAUAUUUGUUCUUAUUGAAACGUUGAACUUUGUACACGUUUCCCCGCCCCUGCUGUAAACACUGCAUACUUCAGAGUCUCAGGUGCACUCUUACGGACAACACAAGAUGUCCAGCUCCAGGAAAGUGAUUGAACUGUUUUACGACGUGGUUUCGCCUUAUUCCUGGUUGGCAUUUGAGGUGCUCUGUCGGUACAGAAAUGUCUGGAACAUCGAGCUCAAAUUUCGCCCCGCCUUUUUGGGCGGAGUCAUGCAGGGGUCAGGUAACAGGCCGCCUGCGAUGGUGCCGAAUAAAGGUCAGUACCUGGUGAAGGACCUGAACCGGCUGGCGUCUUACAUGAACGUGCCUCUGUGUCAACCGUCCAACACGUUCGAGGUCAUGUUUGAGAAAGGUUCUCUUGCUGCUAUGCGCUUUAUAACUGCAGUAGUGGAAAACGCUAAAGAUGGCGAUCGCCUGGUGGAGAACGUUUCUAGAGAAGUGUGGAAGCGGAUCUGGAGCACGGAUCAGGAUAUCUGUGAGCCAGCGUCCCUCUCUGAGGCAGGACUGAAGGCCGGUUUGUCCUCCAGCGAAGUGGAAGAAUUAAUCAGACAGGCCAAAUCUCAGCCAGUCAAAGACAAGCUGAAACAAACUACACAGGAAGCGCUCGACUACAAGGCGUUCGGGUUUCCUCUCAUAAUCUGUCACGUCGACGGAAAACCUGAGGCGUUCUUCGGCUCGGACAGGUUCGAGCUCAUGGCUUACUGCAUCGGAGAGAAGUGGCUCGGUCCUCAACCUGACAAGCUCACAUCAUAUCUGUAACUACACCCUGUUUAAGCACAAUUUCAAUAAAGUGUGUACAUACUCCUUGUGUGUGUGUGUGUGUGUGUGUUGAAUGAGAUCAAUGUUGCUGGACUAGAAAGUCAGGUUUGUUUCGUGUCAGGUGAGAAAGAUGGUGGGAUGAAAGAAAGAAUGAAAUGUAUGCAAACGACAAGAAGCUAUUCAUAGGAAGUGAUUGUUCAGCUGAAGUAGAGGAAUGAUGACUGAGUAUAAAUGAGAAAAAGACUGAGAAAUGAAUAUGAAUACGGAUAGAGUUCUUUAAAGUAAACGCCUGUGUUCUUUAAGAACAACAUGAACAAGUGCUACGUUGACUGGUCUUCUUUUUUUCUGCCUCAUCAGGUAAGACAAAUGUUCACAGUUUAGAUUUUUUUUUCCAUGACCCAUUUAGAAAAGCAGAAACUAACAACGUGAAUCAAUUGUUAGAUUUACUAAAGCUGGAAUUAAUUAAAUUGGCACCAAAAACAACAAUUUUAAGAGUUAAAAAAAAUCAACGUUAAUUAUGUGAAACACUGCAGACUGAUGUAUUUAAAAAUAUGUGUACAACACUGUAAAACUGUCAUUAAUAUAAACUGAUAUACUCUAGACUAGUGCAAUAAUAUUCAUCAGGGUUGUACCAACGUCCUGUGGUGCGGGGGGGCUGUUGUUACCGAGGAUCCAUCUUUCUGGAGAGUAAAUUGGAUCAUACCAUUGUUAUGUGAAGUGGGAGGAGCAAACCAGUAGAAAUCCAGGUUGUACCAUUUUUCAACGGUGCAGGUUCAACUGGAUCGUCCUAUUGGUGGUGGAUUAGGGCUAUACCAUCAUUUUGGGUGUACUGAGGAAGUAAACAAAAGGUCUGAGGUCAAAUGUGUCCUUAUUGGCGGUAAAGAUUUUCAGAAAAUGGUAUAGUUGAUGGCCUCGCCAUAUCCCGCCUC
This is a messenger RNA of Ictalurus furcatus (blue catfish), 1885 nucleotides long. RefSeq names its product glutathione S-transferase kappa 1. Gene Ontology annotation, biological process: glutathione metabolic process. The record is from RefSeq and is a predicted model, not a curated record. Gene Ontology annotation, cellular component: mitochondrion; peroxisome. Lineage: Eukaryota; Metazoa; Chordata; Actinopteri; Siluriformes; Ictaluridae. Gene Ontology annotation, molecular function: glutathione transferase activity; glutathione peroxidase activity. The transcript is spliced from 8 exons. The coding region runs from base 267 to 956 and encodes 229 amino acids.